CCCUCAAUGAUGCUCCAGUUACAGAGGCAACGCAAGUUUGUUAUUAUCCCGAGGAAGAGGAGCGGCGAGGUCCUCGCGCAUUUCAGCAGAACUACUAGCACCUUUCUGCUGGACAAGCUAGCGCCCCGGUUGUGACCUUUCCGGGGAGACCCACGCGCCUGCCCAGCACAGCAAAGGACCCCACUUGGAGCCGCGUCUGCUGCUGCGAUCGGCCGACGUGCCCCUGCCGGAGCCGCGGCUGGUUUCGUCCACCUCUUCCACUUCAUUUAUCUGUGGAUCAUUUUGAGUCCAUCUUGUAAAUGUUUAGCACUUUGCUGCUUUACUGCUUCUUUCUGGGGACAGUUCCAGCACUGGCCGAGACCGGCGGAGAGAGGCGACUGAGCCCGGAGAAGAGCGAAAUAUGGGGACCCGGGCUCAAAGCAGCUGUGGUCCUUCCCGCGCGCUAUUUCUACAUCCAGGCGGUGGACACAUCAGGAAAUAAAUUCACAUCUUCUCCGGGUGAAAAAGUGUUCCAGAUUAAAAUCUCAGCCCCAGAUGAGCAAUUCACUAGAGUGGGCGUCCAGAUUCUAGACCGAAAGGAUGGGUCCUUCAUAGUAAGAUACAGAAUGUAUGCGAGCUACGCAAAUCUGAAGAUAGAAGUCAAAUUCCAAGGUCAACAUGUGGCCAGGUCUCCAUAUAUUUUAAAAGGGCCAGUUUACCAUGAGAAUUGUGACUGUCCUUUGGAAGACAGUGCAGCCUGGCUACGGGAGAUGAACUGCCCAGAAACCAUUACUCAAAUUCAGAGAGAUCUGGCACAUUUCCCUACCAUUGAUCCAGAAAAGAUUGCAACAGAAAUCCCGAAAAGAUUUGGACAAAGACAGAGCUUGUGUCAUUAUACCUUGAAGGAUAACAAGGUUUAUAUCAAGACUCACGGUGAACACGUAGGUUUUCGAAUUUUCAUGGAUGCCAUACUACUUUCUUUGACUAGAAAAGUGAAGAUGCCCGAUGUGGAGUUUUUUGUUAAUUUGGGGGACUGGCCUUUGGAAAAAAAGAAAUCCGAUUCAAACAUCCAUCCGAUCUUUUCCUGGUGUGGCUCUACAGAUUCCAAGGAUAUCGUGAUGCCUACCUACGACCUGACUGACUCUGUCCUCGAGACCAUGGGCCGAGUCAGUCUGGAUAUGAUGUCUGUGCAAGCCAACACGGGUCCUCCCUGGGAAAGCAAAAACUCCACAGCUGUCUGGAGAGGGCGAGACAGCCGAAAAGAGAGACUUGAGUUGGUUAAACUCAGCAGAAAACACCCGGAACUCAUAGAUGCUGCUUUCACCAACUUUUUCUUCUUUAAACAUGAUGAGAGCCUGUAUGGUCCCAUUGUGAAACACAUUUCAUUUUUUGAUUUCUUCAAGCAUAAGUAUCAGAUAAACGUAGAUGGCACCGUUGCAGCCUACCGCCUACCGUAUCUGCUAGUAGGUGACAGUGUGGUGCUGAAGCAGGACUCCAUCUACUAUGAACACUUUUAUAAUGAACUGCAGCCCUGGAAACACUACAUUCCAGUUAAAAGCAACCUGAGCGAUCUCCUAGAAAAACUUAAAUGGGCAAAAGAUCACGAUGAAGAGGCAAGGAAGAUAGCAAAAACAGGACAAGAAUUUGCAAGAAAUAAUCUCAUGGGUGAUGACAUAUUCUGUUAUUAUUUUAAACUUUUCCAGGAAUAUGCCAGUUUACAAGUGAGUGAGCCCCAAAUCCGGGAGGGCAUGAAGAGGGUAGAACCACAGACCGAGGAUGACCUCUUUCCUUGCACGUGCCAUACGAAGAAGGUAACCAGAACUCACCUUCUAGCCAGUGUCAGAACCAAAGAUGAACUUUGAUACGCAAAAUACCUUUCCUUCAAAUAAUGGUGCUCUGAAGACUCUUCUUAACUGAAAAGAAGAAGAAUGUCUUUUAAAUAUUAAUUCCAUGGACAAUAUAAAAUCUGCUCUGUGAUUGUCUGGAUUAUGAAGAUAUGUUUCUUCUUAUUAUGCAGUAUUCCUGUGACUGACCUUUAAAGCACAUUUUUAGAAUUUUAUAAUAAAAGCACUUUUAU
Balaenoptera acutorostrata (minke whale) is the source of this 2056-nucleotide messenger RNA. RefSeq names its product protein O-glucosyltransferase 2 (gene POGLUT2). Gene Ontology annotation, cellular component: endomembrane system. Bases 300 to 1841 code for a protein of 513 amino acids. The transcript has 10 exons. The record is from RefSeq and is a predicted model, not a curated record. Gene Ontology annotation, molecular function: glucosyltransferase activity; protein binding. Lineage: Eukaryota; Metazoa; Chordata; Mammalia; Artiodactyla; Balaenopteridae.